GAAGUGGGUAUAAAAGCCUCAGGCUUGCAGCAAUCCGCACUGAGGCCCGUGGUUCUUGCCGGGAUGGCUGCCCUCCGUCUCCUGCUCCUCUGCCUGGCGGGACUGGUGUUCGUGGCGGAGGCCGGGCCUGUGGGCGAGUCCAAGUGUCCCCUGAUGGUCAAGGUCCUGGAUGCCGUCCGAGGCAGCCCUGCUGUCAACGUAGCCGUGAAGGUGUUCAAGAAGGCUGCUGAUGGGGCCUGGGAGCCCUUCGCCGAGGGGAAAACCAGUGAAUUUGGAGAGCUCCAUGGGCUCACAACUCCUGAGAAGUUUGUGGAAGGGAUAUACAAAGUGGAAUUAGACACCAAAGCCUACUGGAAGGAGCUAGGCAUCUCCCCGUUCCAUGAAUAUGCAGAGGUGGUGUUCACGGCCAACGACUCGGGCCCGCGGCGCUACACGAUCGCGGCGCUGCUCAGCCCCUACUCCUACUCCACCACCGCCCUGGUGGGCACCCCGUAGGGUGAGGCGCCUCCCGUCCAUCCGUCCAGUCCGUCCGUCCGUCCCGUCCGUCCCGUCCGCCCGAAGGGGAGGAGCAGGACCGGCGCGCCCCGUUUUUACUGCAGCGGUGUUCUCACUUCACAAGCUAUGCUAGCAACCCAGGCAGAGACAAUAAACGUUCUUAUUAAAGCA
Messenger RNA from Myotis myotis, 666 nucleotides. It is a transcript of the gene TTR, whose product is annotated as transthyretin. Gene Ontology annotation, molecular function: thyroid hormone binding. Bases 64 to 495 code for a protein of 143 amino acids. Gene Ontology annotation, biological process: purine nucleobase metabolic process. The transcript is spliced from 4 exons. Lineage: Eukaryota; Metazoa; Chordata; Mammalia; Chiroptera; Vespertilionidae. The record is from RefSeq and is a predicted model, not a curated record.